Boeremia exigua is the source of this 807-nucleotide messenger RNA. RefSeq lists its product as uncharacterized. The record is from RefSeq and is a predicted model, not a curated record. NCBI's taxonomy places the organism in Eukaryota, Fungi, Ascomycota, Dothideomycetes, Pleosporales, Didymellaceae. The transcript is spliced from 3 exons. The coding region runs from base 428 to 760 and encodes 110 amino acids.
AUCAAACGACUAAACCUAUAGUGUACAUUCUGCGAUCUCGUGCCGUUCCGCAGAGAGCCUCACAAACAAGAAAAGUGGAUCGACGUGCCUAGCGUGCCUGAGGCGUUCGCACAUCGCUUGUGAGAUUCAUUGCAUUGCGAAUGCUCUUACCGUAUUUUCUGUCACCGAGCGAAAAAAUUAGAGACAAGUAGAUUUCUCCAGGCUAUCAUGGGGGUUAAUGGGAUUUGCUGUUCGUAGUAACGUUUUGGCCUAGUAAGUGAUUCACUCAGUAACGAAAAGUAUGAGAGCAUCAGGGUCUCUGCCCUGCUAGUCUGGAUCAGGCCGGUGGAUUGCUUGCGCGGACCAAUGUUCAAUUCUUACCACGACUUGAAAUAAUUCGGGACUAACAUCCACCACCACGGUUUAACACACUCAACUUCUGUUGAAGAUGUCUUUGCUCCACCUAGCUCCAUCGCUCUUCGAGACUGCCAUGGAAUGGCUUGCCUUUGAAGUGUCCCGCAUCGAGGCCGAGAUUCUUCACAUACCAUCUUCUAUGCGCUUCUUCACGGUCGAGGCAGACACAGACCAACGGUUCAAGGAGGCUUUCCUGUUCGCACUUGCACCAUUCUACGCCUUUAUCACGAUGCCCUUGCUCGAUAGACUGCGAGGUAUCCGUCAUCCUAAAUCUCGCAGUGACCGAUCAACCAGAUGCGGAGAGUGGUACUUGUGGUACUUGGUCAUGUUCUGGACAGUUAUCCUUCUGAAUCGUCACCUCCUGUGAUCGUCGUGCCUUCAAGGAAAGUACGAUCGCCGGUUGAUGCCUCCUCA